This is a messenger RNA of Pisolithus orientalis, 1509 nucleotides long. RefSeq names its product kinase-like domain-containing protein. The record is from RefSeq and is a predicted model, not a curated record. Lineage: Eukaryota; Fungi; Basidiomycota; Agaricomycetes; Boletales; Pisolithaceae. The coding region runs from base 194 to 1363 and encodes 389 amino acids. The transcript has 2 exons.
CUCUGGUGUGUUGGCGCGUCAACGCGAAAUCGAACCGUGGAGUUCUCGACUACCACACUCGUGGUUUCCAUUGCACAGGACCCAGUCGAGUGCUGACGGUUUCAACUCUUUGACGGAACCCCUCCCCCAGAGCCCUUGCUCGAUUAAUCGUCGGUUGCACAGUAUUAUCCUUGGGAAACGUUCAGUGACUGUAAUGGAUUUUGACUUCACAGCAUACCUUGCGAAAUUGCUAUACCUCCCUCCGAACCAGAUUACCAUUCAAUUCCUUACCGGUGGCUUCUGCAACGUAACGGUCCGAGCAUCAUUCACCCCGCCAGCAGACCUUACACGCUUUUGCCAUUCAAAGUCUGUCCCAAGCAUCGUGGUCAAAUAUGCACCUCCCUUCAUGGCUACCGAUCCGUCUCAGCCUUUGAACGUGAUCCGACAACACAUAGAGGCGCGCGCGCUGCUGCUUCUCGAUCCAAUGUCACCGUCACCUUUACCGGUCAGCUCCUUGUUGAUCAAGUAUCCAAACUUUAGGAUUCCCAGAUUCAUUCAUCAUGAUGUUGAGUCCAGCGUGCUCAUGAUGACAGAUCUUGGCACAGCGGUGGCAACGGUUGACAAGUGGCUGUCAAGAGACCCACCACCCACGGUGGAAGAAGUGCAACGUGUUGCCAGCGAUCUUGGCCAGUUUCUUGCCGAAUUUGUCAUGGCCACCAGAGAGCCUAGUGCAGAUGUAUUGGCUCGUGCACCCAACUCUGCGAUGGUAGAUCAGUUCUACUCAGAUUCCGUGAAUAUCACGAGGACUGUUCUUAAUCGACACGGCGUUUCGGAUGCGGAAACACUUGUCAGGCGUGUGGAAAGGGCCUUUAGAGAUGCAGACAAAACGGAUAGAUGCCUUGGCAUGGUCGACCUGUGGACCAGCAACAUUCUCAUUGACCCAGACAACAACAUAUGUUUAGUCGACUGGGAGCACUUUGGUCUCUCCAAUGCGAGCUGCGAGCUCAGCAUGCUAGUCCAAUCAUUUCAUUGGCUUCUGUUACGUUCUGAUUCAACUUACGAUCUGACGGAGCGCACGAACGCGUUCACCCAAACGAUGCUUCAGAACUACGCACUUCGCACCCCUCCUCCUUCUCUCCCUUUCAAGCGUUACGCACUCCUUGCAUAUGGUUGCCUCACGAUCAACAUUCUGGACUUCUUCAAAUCAGAAUUCAAUGAAAACAUGAGACAAAUGGCACUUGAAGCAGGGGUGGGCUAUCUGAGGGCUGCAGGGGAAUCAGUAGAAACUAUCGAUUCAUCCAUCUUCGACGGCUCUGACUGGCAAAACCUGACGCCCCAUGAAAGGCUCUACGAAAGGGGCAGGUUGAUGAUGGCCGCUCGGUGAUAAUGACUCCAAACGAACUUCCUAUGCACCCAUUACUCGUAUCCUCCGUGACACGUUUAGUAGAAAAACUUUACCCAUGAUGGCUUGUAGUCUAGUUCCAACGUGAAUGCGUGAACUCUAACAAAAAUGUCAGCUGUGGAAGAUAC